AACCAGACACCCGAUGUUGCGUUAGUGGACCAGAGAGCUCCAGUUCACAUCCGGUGCCGUGCGGCGCAGCAAAGACGUUGGAACUCCAAGCAGUUCUUCGGUUCCCCUCCACACGCAUCACACAUCGCCUCGUGCCUCUCAAUUCCGUCUCCUUCUGCAGCGAUUCUCGCAGGUGCGCAGCCAUGAUGAUGGCGUGUGGCCUCGCCGUCGCCCAGCCUGCGGCGUCUCUCGCGCCAUCCGGCAAGAGGAGCCUCUCCGGCGGCCGUCCCCCAUGGCUGCCAUCUCCCAGACUUUUUUCAGACAAGCUAAUAAGGAGCCGCAGUGUCGUUGCCAAGGCUGCGCAGGACAGUUCAGAAUCAUCCGGGAGCAUAGUGAAAUACGUCACCAGUUCUUUCAGCACUGCGGAAGACAUUUUUGGUCUAGCUGGUAUAGGCUUUGCCGCAAUAGCUGCAUUAUGGGCUUCAGUCAACCUCAUUGAGAUCAUCGAUAAGCUCCCGGUUCUUCCUCUUCUAUUUGAACUGGUUGGGAUAUUAGUUGCAUGGCUUUUCAUCUACAACAAUCUCCUCUUCAAGCCAAAGAGGGAAGAAUUUCUGAAGAACAUCAAAAACUCAGUAUCUCAAAUCCUGGGGCAGUAACCUUUGCAGGCGACAGUAGACAGCAAGCAUUCUGUCAUGGGUUCUCUGCAAACAUACCGAAUGCAAUUAUGCAAUAUAACUGUCUGCAAGCUAUGAGUGUUACCAUUUUUGACUCUAUAUAAGCACUACCAAUUUUCUGUACAGGUUAGUGUGAUUAAAGCCGUUUUCCCAGUACCAAAACUUGGACUGGGACCUCUUGCUGUACGAGUCUAAUGAAAACAGACACCCGGAUUCUUCCUGUAUUGAAUGCUUCGGCUAUUCAAUUUCACGUACAAGAACGAAAGGGUAUUUACAUCUGAAA
Messenger RNA from Sorghum bicolor (sorghum), 936 nucleotides. Its product is annotated as protein CURVATURE THYLAKOID 1C, chloroplastic. The record is from RefSeq and is a predicted model, not a curated record. Gene Ontology annotation, cellular component: thylakoid; chloroplast thylakoid membrane. NCBI's taxonomy places the organism in Eukaryota, Viridiplantae, Streptophyta, Magnoliopsida, Poales, Poaceae. Bases 183 to 635 code for a protein of 150 amino acids. The transcript has 6 exons.